Molecule: messenger RNA, 2167 nt
Organism: Meriones unguiculatus (Mongolian gerbil)
Lineage: Eukaryota; Metazoa; Chordata; Mammalia; Rodentia; Muridae
Gene: Meak7
Product: MTOR associated protein, eak-7 homolog
Exons: 8
Coding region: 643-2022 (459 amino acids)
Biological process (GO): TOR signaling
Source: RefSeq, a predicted model, not a curated record
GUUCCUUUCAGAGGGGAGCUCAAAACCAAGUUUAGGGGGAGACGCCCUGGCCUGCACCCCUGCGCGGGGCUGGGCUGGGCUGGAAGAAGGGCGGUCAGCCGCAGAGGCCUCAGUGGGCUCCAGGACUCAGCAUGGGCUUGGUCAGGCUGUUCAGAUUGCCCCAGGAACCAGGCAGAGGGUCAUGAUCCCUUGGAGGCCCUAAUGGAAGAGCCCCGAGGCACACCCCAGCCUGCCACCAGCUUGGGGCUGUAAAGACUUGGCAUUGUUAUUCUUCAGGACAGACUCGGGGACCCCCUUUCUAUCUUUCUAUCAUCGUGGGCCCAGCUGUGUCUGUCUUUGGCGGCCAGGAAGCACGAGCAGGUGUCCUGGAUGGCUUCAUUCAGCCUGAUGCCCUAAUGUUAAAGGUUCACCCACGCUUAUUAAAGCGUGGCAAGGCAAACUCCACUUAGGCCGUGGAGACGUGACUUGGUGAUGGGAUUUCACAGCUGGGGAGAGGUUGCGCUCCUCUGGGAAUGGAUCACCUGGUUGGGGGAGGGCAAGGACCGUGAUUAGCUACCGAUGGUGCUGGUGUAUUGAGGAUGGGCUGUGGCUGAGACUGGAUUGUUCAAGGACUCGCACAGAGAGUUCCAGCAAGCAGGCAAGAUGGGGAAUGCUAAGAGCCAUUCGAGUCCGAAGACGCGCUCAAGGUUCUUGCCUGAGGAGCAGGCUGAGGUGGACAGGCUGUUUGACGCCCUGACAGCUAAUAAAGGCGGCUCGGCAUCGGGGACAUUCUCUCUGGAGGCACUGAAGAGCCAUGUCAAGGAGGAUCUCCCCCAGGCGAUGGUCACCAGACUAUAUAAUGGCAUGUGGAGGGUCAAGGCGACCCAGAAGGCACACGGGAACCAGGGGAGCCAGGGGAAUGUUUCCCGGGAGCAGUUCACAGAGUUCCUGUCCCAUCUGUUGAAAGGCAGCUUCGAGGAGAAGGGCCAUAUGGUUAUCCAAAUGCUCUCAGCUACAGAGAGUACUGUGAAGGCCAGAGACAUCCAGAAGUUCGCAGAGGACCUGGUGGCCUCCUUGGUGCAUGUGCUGAUCCACUGGCCUGAGCUUCGAGGCUGGACUUGGAAGAAAUCCACGGUGUGCCCCGAAAGUAUGCAGGCCAUGGCUGCCCAGCUGCUCUCAGAGAUGAAGUUUCAAGAUGGCCACAAGUUUCUGGGCCCUCAGUCCCUGGACCAGGUCUGCGACCAAGCCAUGAUCCAGGACUGGGUGUUCCACGUGCCCCAUGUGGGCAUGUUUCUGAGUGUGGUCGUCCACAGGGGCCUUCGCCUCCUGAGCUCAUCCUUUGACCUCUCCACACUGGUCCCCGAGUGCCACGUGGACCGAGGGAGGCCGUUUGAGAGCAUCCUGGACGUGCUGGCCGUCAUCUACCUCAACUCCCACCUGGAGGCCGAGCACCGGCGUGUCUGGCGCCUGCUGUUCUCCACACAGCUCCACGGGCAGAGCUUCUCCCAGCUGUGCAGCCGCAUCACGCACCAGGGGCCCUGCCUGCUCGUCCUCCAGGACAAGGACGGCUGCGUCUUCGGUGGCUUCGCCUCCUGCUCUUGGGAGGUUAAGCCUCAGUUCCAAGGGGACAGCAAGUGUUUCCUGUUCUCCGUCCUCCCCAGCAUGGCCACGUACAUGCACACGGGUUACAAUGACCACUUCAUGUACUUGAAUCAGGGACAGCAGACCAUGCCCAACGGACUGGGCAUGGGCGGGCAGCACCAUUACUUUGGGCUUUGGGUGGCCGCCGACUUCGGGAAAGGACACAGCAAGGCCAAGCCUGCAUGCACCACCUACAACAGUCCACAGCUGUCUGCCCAGGAGGAAUUCCAGUUUGACAAGAUGGAGGUGUGGGGACUUGGCAACCUCUCAGAGACCCAUCUGGCCAAGAACAAGAAGAGCAUCCUUGACUCAAAUCCUGAAGCCCAGAUCAUGCUGGAGGCCAGUGGACGGACCCGUCACAGUGAGGGACUGCGGGAAAUCCAUGAUGAUGGUGAUGACUGAAGCUCCUGGACAGUGGACUUCCUGGAGCACCAGCGGAGACUUCCCCAGGGAUGCACAAAGCACCCCGGUUCCUCACUGCUGGGUCAAGCAGAGCUCUCCAGACCAUCCGCUCUCACUCUGGCUUAGCUUUAACUCAGAGCUACGU